This is a messenger RNA of Trichosporon asahii var. asahii CBS 2479, 435 nucleotides long. RefSeq lists its product as uncharacterized. The record is from RefSeq and is a predicted model, not a curated record. NCBI's taxonomy places the organism in Eukaryota, Fungi, Basidiomycota, Tremellomycetes, Trichosporonales, Trichosporonaceae. Bases 1 to 435 code for a protein of 144 amino acids. The transcript has 2 exons.
AUGCCUCCGAACGUCACGCUCCUCGCGUUCGUCAAGUACAACAUUGAGGAGGCGAACCGGCGGCACAGCGUCGGCUUCGACCUGAUCCAGCUCGAGCACGAGUACCCGGAGUUCAAGAAGAUGAUCUUGAAGAUCUCCAAGUUUUACAAGAUCGGCAAGUUCGACCGCAACAACGCCGACAUCGUCCCUACCCUUGAGUACGACGGACGCGGUGGACAGGCUCUGAUCCACCUCGAGUGCGUUGCUGCCGAGCAGCUCCUGAUGGGCAUGACGAACGCCGAGCCCCCGACCGAGAUCCGUGAGGCCCGCAAUCUUGCCGACAACUACUGUGCCACCGCUGCCGCGUCAACACCGCACCUCGGCAUGGCAGGCAAGGGCGAGAAGGGCCUUGGCGGUGGCAUCCGCGUGACGCUCCGGAGACUCCGGAUGCUGUGA